Molecule: messenger RNA, 1734 nt
Organism: Coregonus clupeaformis (lake whitefish)
Lineage: Eukaryota; Metazoa; Chordata; Actinopteri; Salmoniformes; Salmonidae
Gene: orai1b
Product: ORAI calcium release-activated calcium modulator 1b
Exons: 2
Coding region: 323-997 (224 amino acids)
Biological process (GO): store-operated calcium entry
Cellular component (GO): membrane
Molecular function (GO): store-operated calcium channel activity
Source: RefSeq, a predicted model, not a curated record
GCUUUGCCGCAAUGGCUUAUGGGUGCAGCCAGCUCGAGCGAAACGACAGGGUGUAGGUGUUCGGUUCAGAGGCGGUGCGUAAGACGUAGACGGUAUAAAGUUUAAACAGCAUUAUGCUUACAGUAGUUUAUUGUCAUUAUUUAAUGUCAACAUCGCGCUAGCGACAAUCGAUGGAAAGUAUCGUAACUGCUGCCAAUUUCUACAUCAAUUUCUUUGGACACCGAGGAUGUUAUCGCUGGCUAGCUAACGCCUAUCGUUAUUAUUAAACAGCCACAUACGAAUCAAACAACGCCUGUUCAGUCUAUUCAAUUUCAGCGGCACAAUGAGUCUGAACGAACAUUCAUUGCAAGCACUGUCUUGGAGGAAGCUUUACUUGAGUCGAGCAAAACUGAAGGCUUCCAGUCGAACGUCUGCUCUACUGUCUGGGUUCGCUAUGGUAGCAAUGGUGGAGGUUCAGUUGGACACAACCUAUCCUUACCCACCUGGUCUCCUCAUUGCCUUCAGUGCCUGCACAACUGUGUUGGUGGCCGUUCACCUUUUUGCCCUGAUGGUUAGUACCUGCAUCCUGCCUAACAUCGAGGCAGUCAGCAACGUUCACAACCUCAACUCGGUGAAGGAGUCUCCACAUGAGAGAAUGCACCACCACAUAGAGCUGGCCUGGGCCUUCUCUACAGUCAUUGGCACCCUGCUCUUCCUGGCUGAGGUUGUACUCCUCUGCUGGGUCAAAUUUCUACCCAUUAGGCCUAAGAACCACAACCCCAACAAUGGGACCAUAUCUGCAGGUGUGGCUGCUGCCAUCACAUCCACCUCCAUCAUGGUGCCUUUUGGCCUGAUAUUUAUAGUCUUUGCUGUACAUUUCUACCGUUCCCUUGUCAGCCACAAGACAGACCGGCAGUUCCAGGAGCUGGAGGAGCUAUCCAACCUGACCAGGCUGCAGAAUGAGCUGGAUGGCAGAGGGGAGUCCCUCAUGCAAUCCCCCAGCUCUCAAUUCCCCUGAAGACUGACCACUGACAAGAUAGAUAUCUCUACCAUGCCAAUACCUUUGUCAUUAGUUUGACAUUUUCUAUUAAAACACUGUACAUAAUCUGCUCAUAAUUUGUAUGAAAGUGUUGUGCUACUCACUGUUUCAAAUGGUCACAUUUCAACAUGAUUUUUAAAAGAAGGAAUCAAGUCAGUGUUACUUACAUAUAACUGUAAAACUAUGCCACUUAACGCAUGUACACAUGUAACAGAAAAAAACAACACCGUCUUAACUGGCACUUGGAGUAUUGUAUUGCAGACAGUUUUUUAAAUUCCAUUUACCUUGCAGGUAAUAGUGCAUGAGGCUAAAGAGGGCUCAUUAACAUAAUAUCUGUAUUGGGGCAAGGGGUCUUGCCUUAUUGUUAUGAGCACCACUGAAUGUCUUAUGGAGCUUUCAAGACAACUCGGAAACUCUGAACCUCCGAGUUAAAAUUUUCGAAGUGGGAAACCCGGGCCUCAUUUUUCUACAAGUUUCCAAGCCGGAAAAGUCUGAGUUCCGAGUUGUCUUGAACGCAGCAUUACUUCUGUAAGAGGUGAAUAUGUUCCGUAUUCAACCUAAUGUUCAGAUUUUUUCUUUUUACAGUUAAUAUUUGUGAUAUUAAAUGUAAUCAGCCUGCUUAAGUUAUUUUUAGUCCAAAUGUUACUGCAUAAACUCUACAAGUAGCUUACAUAGUAGUAAACUGUGGUAUUGAAAUAAACAUUUUGUACAAUGAU